GUCCUUCUCUGGGGGGCGGGGCCCGCCCACAUCAUAAUAUGGGAGAGGGAAGUGACUCUGGCUGAACCUUGGACCAAACAAACGUUCAUCGUUUUAAGCUUUUUGCAUUCUUAAUUACACACAUCAAGAGGGAAACAAGAGGGACAUCAUGGUAACAGAGGGUGAGCCCACGGACUUGGUCAAAGUUCUUCACCUUCUGGUGCUCUCUUUCACCUGGGGCAUGCAGGUCUGGGUCUCCUUCAUCGCAGGUUUUGCCUUGGUGUGGCAGGUAUCUCUGCACACCUUUGGCCUGGUGCAGAGUAAACUCUUCCCCGUAUACUUCUACUGUCUGAUGGGUAGCAAUGUUGUCAGCCUGGCUGUGUACGCGGUGUACCACCCCCGAGAGCUGCUGGACUGGCACGAAAGUGUGCAGAUGGGUCUGUACUUUGUGGCGCUGAUCAUGGCAGGUCUGAAUGCCCAGUGGUUUGGCCCAGCGGCCACUGAGGUGAUGUUCCAGAUGAGGGAGGUGGAGAAGGAGCACGGCCUUGGGGACCAGAUUGGCCUGGGCAGCCAGAAAGAAGAGUAUGCUAAGCUCAAAGAGCAGGACCCCAAGUACAGAGCCUUUAAGAGAACGUUCGGCCGCAACCACGGCUUAUCCAACCUCUGCAACCUGAUAGGCUUCAUCUGCACUACGACUAAUUUGAUCUACACAGCUCUGAAUUUAUCUACCAUUUAGAGAAGCGCAGUUUUCAAUUUGUAGAAUAUCUAACUGUUGAUGUCUGCCAUCAUCACAGCAGCUCAUAUGAUAUGGCAAAAAUGAUUUGUCAGUCAACAAGAUUAAUGUGUAUGGACAUAAAGUGUGAGUGAUAUCAUGUGAAUGUAGUUUGCAGAAAUGCUGUGUCCCUAUGAGGGAGGAUGCCUUUUGUUGCCGUUGAGCUUCCAAAACACUCACCAUUGCUAUUCGUUUUUAUCAGGCGGUUAAGCACUUUAAUCUGUUCAGUCAGUAUCUAACUGCUGUCUCACGAAAUAACAUGCAUUUUUUCAUUUUCAUAUUUCAAGCAAAGUCCAUUGUAUGUAUGUAUAUAGCCUCAAAUCACAGUUUGCAUUGCCUCAGUGGGCUUUACAAUCAGUACUGUGUACGGCACCCACUGUCCUUAGAUCCAGAUUCAAGAAAGGAUUUUUUUAUUUAAUUGAUUAUGUGGUUUGUGAUAAUACCCCCUCUUAAUAAUUAGAUUUUCAUUUACAAACAGUCCAAUUCAGCCUUAGUUGCUGUAAGAGUGAUUCAGUUUCAUCCCCAGCAGGAGGCGAUGUUUGGACACCAGUGUAUUCAGGGAAAGUUUGUAGUUCCAUUGACAAGCACAGCACUGACUACAGCGUUUCGUUCGCAAAUGAUUGUGUUUGUUGUAAUGGAAAUUUGUGUUAAAUUUGUCCACACUGUUGCAUUAACACUGUGAUUGUGUGAAUAAACAGAGUGCUGUUAUUAA
Molecule: messenger RNA, 1463 nt
Organism: Acanthopagrus latus (yellowfin seabream)
Lineage: Eukaryota; Metazoa; Chordata; Actinopteri; Spariformes; Sparidae
Gene: tmem205
Product: transmembrane protein 205
Exons: 4
Coding region: 149-715 (188 amino acids)
Source: RefSeq, a predicted model, not a curated record